UGGUCACACUGCUAAUCACUGCUUAAUCUGAAAAAAAAAUAGUGUUUAUUUCUAUAGUAAUGAUAAGUAAACAAAAUUAAAUACUUUUAAGAUUAUGUACAGUUGUCGUUAACGGUUUUAAACAAAGAAAAUGGACCAGAAUAAUCGCACUCGAAGAACUGAUUUGGAUAUUGAUAGUUUCCGUAGUGAUGAGCCAGGUUUUGAUAGAACACGAAUGAGAAGGCAAUCAGGUGGCUUCGUGGACUUGGGGAAUGAAUCACAAUAUGGUACAGGUGGCCAUCAAGCCUCUGGAGCAAAUGAAAUAUUUGCUGAUAUACAGGGCGAUAUCCCAUGGUGGAAAUCUAACUUUUUUAUAUCCCAGCCUGUCCUAUUUGGCACAUGGGAUGGAGUAUUCACAUCAUGCCUGAUUAAUAUAUUUGGUGUAAUUGUAUUUCUAAGAUCAGGAUGGAUUGUUGGACAGGCUGGUUUGGUUAAUGCUAUUUUUAUAGUAAUUUUUACAGUAUUUGUAGCACUAAUCUCAGUGUUAUCAGCAGUAGGUAUAUGUGAAAGAUGCAGAAUAGAAAGUGGAGGAGUAUAUUUUUUACUAGCACAUACAUUGGGUUCAAGAAUGGGUGGAGCAUUGGGAAUGGUUUAUUGUUUUGGACAGGCUGUGGGUUGUGCCUUAAAUGUGUUUGGUUUUGGUGAAUCAAUGGCCAGCCUUGUGGGAACUGAUAACACAUGGGCAGCCCGUGGUUUUGCUGUAGCUGCUGUCCUUUUACUAGGCACCAUUAAUGUGGCUGGUGUCAAAUGGGUGAUAAAGUUACAAUUUAUACUUCUUCUUAUUAUACUUUUGGCUGCCCUUGAUUUUUUUGUAGGGUCAUUGACUACAACACCUGGCGAAGAAUUCAAAGGCUGGCUCAGUGGAACUAUGGCUAAUAACACAUGGUCAGAUUUUCAAGAUAACUACACAUGGUUCAAAUGUUUUGGAGUUUUCUUUCCUACUAUAACUGGAAUAUUAGCAGGCAUUAAUAUGAGUGGUGAUCUAAAGAAUCCUUCGAUCAAUAUACCAAGUGGCUCACUUGCAGCAAUUAGUACCGGAACUUUUCUAUAUCUAAUGUUUAUAAUAACAUUAGCAGCUACAGUAACCAGAGAUGGAUUGUUGACAAAUUUCUCUAUAACAGCAGACAUCUCUGCUUUGAAAGUGUUACUUCUUGCGGGAUUGUAUGUAAGCUCAAUGAGCUCGUGUCUGGGUGCUAUGUAUGGAACUCCACGUGUUCUUCAAAGCAUUGCUAAUGAAAAAGUAAUUCCUGGACUAGAAACUCUUGGUCAUGGGAGAGGGCCCAAUAAGGUGCCAAUCUAUUCAAUGGUGGUAGUAGCGAUAAUAACCGUCACCUUCAUCAUCAUCGGUGAUAUAAACAAGCUUGCACCCAUCGUCACCAUGCCAUUUCUUAUCACCUACGCUAGCAUAGAUUACUCUUACUUUGCUCUCGCCCAAACUUUUGAUUUGCAGCACAAACGAGAAAUGAGAUUCCAGGGUCAAUUGCAGCGUGAUACCCAAGUAUAUGGUGCCACUGGUAGUGAUCUGGACUUAUUGUUCCCUGAAAGGAUAAGACACAAAAAUGUUGGUGAUUUCACUCCAUCUCCAACUGAGUCUGCAGUCAUGAAUGGGCGAAUGCCAAAUGGAGAUGCUCGUCGACCUAGCGUUAGCAUUCAUUCUAAAAAUAAAAAUUGGUACUCCCACCUCUGUAACAGAUGGUUGUCAUUGAUUGGGGUUGCUGUAAAAAUUCUCCUAAUGUUCUUAGUUCAUUGGGUCUACGCCCUUGGCUGCUUAUCUAUUCUGUGGUUGUUGUGGUUAUACAUCGGAGCAGCGAACCCCGCCGUGAAACCCGGUCGAGCAUCAGAAUUUCGCUUCUUUUACUGGCUCAAAAUAUCAUUCUUACAAGCAAUUGGGAAACGGCCUCUAGAAUAUGAGCAACUAGUGGUGACUCCCGUACAUGCAAAUAUCUCAGUUGAGCAGGAGCGACUCAAUGACGACAACGAGGACUUCGCCUCACGUCGUCGCUACCACCAGUCUACUGCGCUGCAAACUCACCUCGUCAAUGUACAUAGUUAGUCCUAAUAACGAAAUGUAAAUAUAAAAGCUUAACACGAAGCACACAUCAACAAAUCCAGUAAGAAUAAAUAAAAUAAUACUGCUAAACUUAAAACACUCUGCAGAGCACAGCUCUACACCGCUACAAACGUUAAUGGCGGUAAUAUAAUAAAUUAAUAUCAAAGGCAUAUAUAUGUACCCAAAAUGGUAUAUUAAGCGAAACAGAUUCUAUACUGUGUAAGUGACCCUUAAACAUAUUCAGUAUGUUUAUGAGAUCUCAUAAAAUACAUUUUUAACGCUUGCUGUAUCCAGGUAUCCAAGCAUCGCCUAUAUGAUACAAUGAUACAUAAUGACUUCUUUCUUGUUUCUUCUUUAUUUCAUUUAUUUUGUAUAUAUGAUGGAAUCGUGUACUUGCAACUAUUUCAUAAUAUUAAUAAUAUGUUAUAAUAUUUUUGUAGGACAGUAAUUGAUCAUAUGAUCAAUUACUAGACUUAAGGGACUUGUUUAAAAUUGAUGGAUUGAUUUAAAAGUAUCCUGGGAUUCUAUUUCAAUUAUUUGACAGUUGCGAGUUCAUGUAAUCAUUACUGAGAAUUUUAUUACAUAUUACGUAGAUAUAAACGUAUUAUGAAAGCUUACAAAUCUAAAUUGGAAUAUAAUUAUGUGGGAACUAGUACCUGACAACGGUAUCGAAAGAAAACGCAUCACAACCAGGUCAUAAAAAGUGUAUUAUCUACAUCGUAAUUACCUAAUAAUAACCUUAAAUGUAUGUUAUUUAAGGUUAAUAAGUAAGGACGGCAAGACGUACAGUUUUGUCUCGAUUAAUAUACUAUUUUUAUUACAUAUAUUGUUUGAAAUAAUACACUAAGCAAGGAAUUGUUAGUUAUUAGCCAUACAAUAAUUUUACUUUAAAUGAGAGCUUUUAUAAUUUACCAUAUGAUACUAUUGUUGACAUCCACAAGACCACCAAUAUUCAUGCAUGACACGAUAUUUAUCGUAGAGAACAUUAAAAGUAUAUAUUAUAUA
This is a messenger RNA of Achroia grisella, 3094 nucleotides long. Its product is annotated as solute carrier family 12 member 8. The transcript has 11 exons. Gene Ontology annotation, biological process: potassium ion import across plasma membrane; potassium ion homeostasis; chloride ion homeostasis. Lineage: Eukaryota; Metazoa; Arthropoda; Insecta; Lepidoptera; Pyralidae. Gene Ontology annotation, molecular function: potassium:chloride symporter activity. The record is from RefSeq and is a predicted model, not a curated record. Gene Ontology annotation, cellular component: membrane. The coding region runs from base 131 to 2092 and encodes 653 amino acids.